Molecule: messenger RNA, 2024 nt
Organism: Zea mays
Lineage: Eukaryota; Viridiplantae; Streptophyta; Magnoliopsida; Poales; Poaceae
Product: putative calcium-dependent protein kinase family protein
Exons: 8
Coding region: 120-1742 (540 amino acids)
Biological process (GO): protein phosphorylation
Molecular function (GO): ATP binding; calcium ion binding; protein kinase activity
Source: RefSeq, marked provisional
CUCCUCUCGUUUUUGCGUUUAGGCCCCUGGGGAAGCAGGGAUUCUGGCGACGGUCCCUCCCCCCGGCUCUCCCGCCUCGCGGCUCCGAUCGAGGCCGCAGCGUCAGUGCAGUUGCAUUAAUGGGAAACCAAUGCCAAAAUGGAACCUACGGGUACGGGAGCAAUUACAACAGCUACAACCACUUUCAGAAGGAGCCUCUGGCUUCUAGGCACUGUGAUGGGGACGAUACUGAGGGUUGCUACACAGGGCCAUCUAGACCGAGCAUAGCAGACCUUAUGCGACAAGGACUGAGGCAGACUUUAACGUCCAUCUCUGUUCUUGGUCGAGAGACUCCUAAUGUCACAGAGCAUUAUACCCUUGGCCGGCAGCUUGGAGAGGGUCUCACUGGGACCACCUACCUCUGCACCGAGACCAGCACUGGGUGUCAGUUCGCAUGCAAGUCCAUCCUGAAGACAAGGUUCCGGAACAUGCAAGAUGUUGAAGACGUGCGCCGUGAGGUCCAGAUAAUGCGCUACCUUUCAGGGCAAAAGGAUGUAGUCGCCAUCAAGGACGCGUACGAGGACGAGGAGGCCGUGCACAUUGUCAUGGAGCUCUGCGAAGGCGGCGAGCUGUAUGACCGGAUUAAGAAGGGGAACUACAGCGAGCAGAAGGCUGCACAUCUUAUAAGGACUAUUGUUGGCGUCAUAGAGAACUUCCAUUCACUUGGUGUCAUGCACCGGGAUCUUAAGCCAGAAAACUUCCUCUUACAGGAUAAAGACGAUGAUUUGUCGAUAAAAGUAAUCGACUUUGGUCUCUCCGUGUUCUUCAAACCAGGUGAGGUCUUUACUGAAACAGUCGGAAGCCCGUAUUAUAUUGCUCCAGAAGUAUUGCAGAAACAUUAUGGACCAGAGGCUGAUGUGUGGACAGCUGGAGUGAUACUCUAUGUACUGCUAAGUGGCGUGCCACCAUUUUGGGCAGAUACACAUGAAGGAGUACUUGACAAAGUGCGGAAUGGGCAUUUUGAUUUUGAAUCAGACCAGUGGCACAUGAUUUCGGACAGCGCAAAGGAUCUUAUAAGAAAAAUGCUCUGCCCUUGUCCAUCGGAGAGAUUGAAAGCCCAUGAAGUUCUAAAGCAUCCAUGGAUAUGUGAUAAUGGAGUGGCUACUCAUCAAACUCUGGAUCCAACUGUUCUUUCUCGUACCAAUAAAUUAUCUGCAGUGAAUAAAUCAAAGAAAUUGGCUCUACAGGUUAUUGCUAAGCAUCUUUCAGAAGAGGAGAUUGCUAGGUUAAGAGGAAUGUUCAAGGCAAUGGACAAUGGAAACAAUGUUGUGAUUACUUUGUCUGAGCUUAAAGAAGGUUUGAGCAAAUGCGGCUCAGUGUUUAGAAACAUUGAGAUUAGUGAUAUCGUGGAAGCGGAUGAUUAUGACGGCAACACCAAUAUCAACUGGGAAGAGUUUAUUGCUGUAACAGUGCCCCUAAAUAAAACAGAACACAAAGAACACUUGAUGGCGGCCUUAACAUAUUUCGACAAAGAUGGAGGUGAUUACAUCACUGUCGACGAGCUUCAAAAGGCUUCAGUGGAACACGAGAUGAAAAAUGCUUUCCUUGAGGACACCAUUUAUCAGGUUGAUCAGAACAAUGACGGCCAGACCAACUAUGGCGAGUUCGUCACAAUGAUGCAGAGCGACAGCUCUGGGCUUGGGUGGCAAACAAUGGAAAGCAGCAUGAACGUACCCCUGAGGGAGGCACCUGAAGUUUACUGAUGUCUCUGUCGGUGCAAAGAUACUGUUCUAUUUGGCUGCUUUCGUGGUGGUUCGUCAGUCACAGGUCACAACCAUCGGGCAAGGUUUGUGAACCGGGGAGAGGAGAAUGUAGUCUGAUUAGUCGAGGGCUAGUAGAAGGCUGCCUACUUCACAUCAUGCAGGUAGUGCAGGUGUGCUGUAUGAUCUAUAAGAACAGAGCUGCGGUCGCCAUAUAUGUAUCAGUGACUGGUUUGUUGGUUGCUAUGCUACCUUGCAAUCUAAUAGAUUAAAUACUAGCAGUAG